GCGGCGGCGGGGAGCACGGGGAGCGGGGAGCGGGGAGCGGGGCCGCUGAGCGCCGGGCGCCCCCGGGCAUUGGCCGCCGCCGCCGCCGCGCCUUUGAGUCAGCAAACCCCGCCGCCUCCGCCAGCGCCGGAGCCGCCCGAUCCGCCCUGCCCUGAGCUGAAGAUGCUUCCGGAAGAACAGAAGGAGGAGUUCGUGAGCGUCUGGGUUCGAGACCCUAGGAUUCAGAAGGAGGACUUCUGGCAUUCCUACAUCGACUAUGAAAUCUGUAUUCACACCAAUAGCAUGUGUUUUACAAUGAAAACGUCCUGUGUACGGAGAAGAUUCAGAGAAUUUGUGUGGCUGAGGCAGAGACUGCAGAGCAAUGCAUUGCUGGUACAACUGCCAGAACUUCCGUCUAAAAACCUCUUUUUCAACAUGAACAACCGCCAGCAUGUGGACCAGCGGCGCCAGGGCCUGGAAGAUUUCCUCAGAAAGGUCCUCCACAACGCGCUCCUGCUGUCCGACAGCAGCCUGCACCUCUUCCUGCAGAGCCACCUGAACGCUGAGGACAUCGAGGCGUGCGUUUCGGGGCAGACCAAGUACACCGUGGAGGAGGCCAUCCACAAGUUCGCCCUGAUGUACAGACGCUUCCCCGAGGAAAAUGAAGACGGAGAACAAGAAAACAGCACAGAGUAUGGCUCAGAAAGUUCGUCCUCCGGGUUUGGACACAGCAGCGGAGACAGCAGCUCACAUGGGUGUAAAAGGAGCACAGCCCCGCAGGAUUCCUGAAAAAAUAAAAAUUCUAUCGUGACCAUCUUAGGAACAGCAAAUGAUGUCCAGUCCCGGAGGAGAAAGCAGCAGAUGUAUCUUUUACCUAAAGCUCCCUGUCACGAAAUGAGGCACUUACAUUCUCCAAGACGCUGGGUUGUUUAUCCAUGCUGUUUUCCCAUUGUCUUAUUUCGGCUACGCUUCUGUAAAACGCUGGAGGCCUAUGAUUACAACACUCUCCUUUGUAGGCCAACGUUAUUGCUAACACAACAUCCUGCCCUCCAAGGAGGUGUAUAGGUUUUUUGAAAAAACACAACACAAAAAGACCUGGUUGGUUUUACUGAAUUUGAAAAGAUAGGUAAAUAGUUGGCAUUUCAAAUCCAGACAGAGGGUUCCUCUUUGCAUCAGCGGGGCAGUGUUAUCGUCAACACAGCAGGAUGAGCUUCCCCACUCUGCAGACUGACAGCCGGCCGGCCUCCGCUCAGACUUGUGGCUGAUAUUUUGCCGGUCCCUCCCCCGCCCCGGGAAGGCACUUUGCUUUUGGGUGUUUGAAACCCUGUGAGCGAGUUUAACCUUCCCGGUAUUCUUCUCUUACAGGGAGAUGGGGAAGGUAUCUUAGGAACAGAGACACGCUAAAAUAAUGUUCACAUCCCAGACAAAACAGAAACACAGCCAGGGGCUUUGCUGAUACCUGCCAUAUGUAGAUGAAGAAAUACAGUUUCAUUGUCCAAAAGUCAGCUUUCACACAUGGUUUCUGGAGACAAGGCAUUUGUUUUCAUUAUCAUUGUGCAAUUAGAAUUACAGGUUAAUGAUUUAUUUUCUGACUAAAUAGGCAGUUUCCUAUCGCUAGAUAAUGUUCUCAGUGGUGGUGACUUGUUACUUAUCUUUAGGCUCUUAUACAAAUAAGUUUAAUGUUAUCAGUAAGUAUUCCCACAAUUUAGAAAAGGAUAUAACCGUAAUUAUUCAUUUUUUUAAAAGCCCUUUCUUUUUAGGUAGCUUCCAGAGAACUGGUGUAACUUAAAAUAAUUCAAUAAAAUAUUUUUUAAAAUGACCCAAAGAGAAAAUGUCUUAAACUACAUUGAACUUCAAAUUUCAGACGAGACAGCAUUUUCUUGAGACAAUUACCCAAGCGUCUUCCCUGCUGAAUGGUACGAAAUAUCUCCGAAACUACCAGGAAGAUAUUUUUACAUAACUGGGAUAACUUGUUGCUUUAAUUAAACGUGACCUCACCGCAUUUUAACUAGGAGUUUAAAAGUUACUGUAUCAUUAAAAAGUCUUUGGAAUGCUUGUAACUAAGAAGCAAUAGAAAAAAAAUUAAAUUUAGAAUAAGAAUGAUUCCAUACUUUCUCCUUUUUUGUUUUUGUUUGGUCUAAAACAUUAUUGAACGUAUAUAAACAUUCUGAUUUAAUGGAUUGGGUCUUAUUACUUUAUCAGCUAGGACUCAUUAUUUUAAUACAGAAAAAAAGGGUUAGCAGUUUCUUUUUACCUUGCCAAUGUGUGAAGUUUACCAUCCCGUCAUUUAAGAGCGGGUCCCAGCUCCUUGUGAUAUGUAUUUGAAUCACAUUAUUUCUGUUUUUCAGCUGUUUGGAAAAGGAUGUAUAUAUAUGCUACCAAUUGUCCUAUUAUUUUUAGAUGAUGUAAACAGCCACCAAAAUGGAUAUUAAGUAGUGCCUGAGACUGUGGCAUGCAAAACUUCACGAGAUCACCGUUUUCACAUUAAACAUGAAAAAAAAAAAAUCAA
Messenger RNA from Pipistrellus kuhlii (Kuhl's pipistrelle), 2488 nucleotides. It is a transcript of the gene SNX10, whose product is annotated as sorting nexin 10. The transcript is spliced from 7 exons. The record is from RefSeq and is a predicted model, not a curated record. Gene Ontology annotation, molecular function: phosphatidylinositol binding. Gene Ontology annotation, biological process: intracellular protein transport. NCBI's taxonomy places the organism in Eukaryota, Metazoa, Chordata, Mammalia, Chiroptera, Vespertilionidae. The coding region runs from base 163 to 768 and encodes 201 amino acids.